AUGGCCAGUAGAAAUAAUGUGACUGAGUUCAUUUUUACCGGACUUUUCCAGGAUCCAGGGGUGCAGAAAGUGUGCUUUGUGGUCUUUCUUCCCUUGUAUCUGGCCACAGUGGUGGGCAAUGGCCUCAUCAUCCUGACAGUCAGCGUCAGCAAGAGUCUGCAUUCCCCCAUGUACUUCUUCCUUAGCUACCUGUCCCUGGUGGAGAUCAGUUACUCCUCUACUGUUGUCCCUAAAUUAAUCACAGACUUACUUGCAAAGGUCAAGUCCAUCUCCCUGGAGGGCUGUCUGGCUCAGGUGUUCUACUUCCAUUUCUUUGGGGUCACUGAGGUCUUUUUGCUGGUGGUGAUGGCUUAUGACCGCUAUGUGGCCAUCUGCAAGCCUCUUCGUUAUACGACCAUUAUGAGCCGUGGAUUGUGUCACAUACUAGUUGCUGGUUCCUGGCUGGGGGGCUUUUUACACUCCAUAAUUCAGAUUUUCAUCACCAUCCAAUUACCCUUUUGUGGCCCCAAUGUAAUUGACCACUACUUCUGUGACCUCCAGCCAUUAUUCAAGCUUGCCUGCACCGACACUUUUGCAGAGGGGGUCACUAUAUUAGUCAACAACUUAAUCACCCAGUGUUCCUUCCUCAUUCUGGUGUCCUCCUAUAUCGUCAUCCUGGUCAUCUUGAGGAACCAUUCUGCAGAGGGGAGGCACAAAGCCCUCUCCACCUGUGCCUCCCACAUCACAGUGGUCAUCUUGUUCUUUGGACCUGCCAUCUUCCUCUACAUCCGACCCUCCUCCACCUUUACUGAGGACAAACUAGUGGCCGUCUUCUAUACACUGAUCACCCCCAUGCUGAACCCCAUCAUCUACACACUCAGAAAUGCAGAGGUGAAAAAUGCCAUAUGGAGGUUGUGGGGAAGAAAGUGAACUCAAAGUAGUAAAUCAAAGAUAUGUCUGAUUAUUCUAACACCGUAAAUGGAUUUUAACUUCAGCAGGAUAUUUAAAAACCCUCGGAAACAUAUAUAUGGACUUACUGUUACUUAUGUUUUGAUUCUGUUUAGUAAUCAAAGAUUCCUGGGUAUCCUGGUAUAAUGUUCCAAGGCCAGAAUUUAGAUGCUUGCUGUAUCCUAGGAAACCUGACUGAUUCCAAGAUAUCCACAAAUAUCAUAGGAUUGGGCACUACGAAGACUUAAACCAUGUGCAAUUAUGAAGGAGAACAUUUUGGCAAAUGUGAAGGGGAAUAAUUUGGUAAAAGUUUUUGUAGGUUAAAAUUUCUCUUCC
Messenger RNA from Choloepus didactylus (southern two-toed sloth), 1263 nucleotides. RefSeq names its product olfactory receptor 4B1-like. The record is from RefSeq and is a predicted model, not a curated record. The coding region runs from base 1 to 909 and encodes 302 amino acids. Gene Ontology annotation, molecular function: G protein-coupled receptor activity; olfactory receptor activity. Gene Ontology annotation, biological process: G protein-coupled receptor signaling pathway. Gene Ontology annotation, cellular component: membrane. NCBI's taxonomy places the organism in Eukaryota, Metazoa, Chordata, Mammalia, Pilosa, Megalonychidae. The transcript has a single exon.